GAGAGAGAUGGCGGCCGCUGCAGGCACGUAGCGGUCCGUGCGUUAGUCUGUGUGUUAUGAACGGACCCGUGUGCAAGUAGACGAGAUAAGAGAUAAGUUAUGGCGACCGGGAGCGGUGUCGGUGUCGGCUUACCGUCCAACCAUGACGGUCAGGAGGCUGCAGCAUCCAAUGCAGCGGCGGGGCUCUCCACGGUGCCCGUCGCCGGUGCUGCCCCUGCUGCUGCCCCGUCCGCCUCCCAGCAUGUCCUCGGCCUUCACCGGGAGCCCAUGUACAAUUGGCAGGCGACGAAGAGCUCUCUGAAGGAACGCUUCGCCUUCCUCUUCAACAACGAGCUGCUCAGCGACGUCCGGUUCAUCGUGGGGAAAGGCAGACAGGCCCAGAGGAUACCGGCCCAUAAGUUCGUCCUGGCCGCUGGCAGUGCUGUGUUUGAUGCCAUGUUCAACGGAGGGAUGGCCACAACUUCAACUGAGAUAGAGCUGCCCGACGUGGAGCCAGCAGCCUUCCUCGCCCUGCUCAGGUUCCUGUAUUCUGAUGAGGUCCACAUUGGUCCAGAGACUGUUAUGACGACUCUGUACACGGCGAAGAAGUACGCUGUCCCUGCGCUGGAGGGUCACUGUGUGGAGUUCCUCACCAAGCACCUCAGAGCCGACAAUGCGUUCAUGCUCCUCACUCAGGCAAGGUUAUUUGAUGAGCCUCAGCUCGCCAGCCUCUGCUUAGACACCAUAGACAAAAGCACUGCGGACGCAAUAAACGCAGAGGGCUUUACAGAUAUUGACCUUGACACUUUAUGUGCAGUGCUAGAAAGAGACACACUAAGCAUCAGGGAGAACCGUCUGUUUGGGGCGGUGGUACGCUGGGCGGAGGCCGAAUGUUACCGACAACAGCUUCCCCCGACCUCGGAGAACAAACAGAAGGUUCUGGGGAAAGCCCUCCCACUCAUCCGCUUCCCGCUCAUGACUGUUGAAGAGUUUGCUGCAGGGCCUGCCCAGUCUGGAAUAUUGUUCGAUCGGGAGGUGGUAAAUCUGUUUUUACACUUUACAGUAAACCCCAAACCACGGGUCGACUACAUUGACAGGCCCCGCUGCUGCCUCAGGGGAGAGGAAUGCAGCAUUAAUAGAUUCCAGCAGGUUGAGAGUCGAUGGGGGUACAGUGGUACCAGCGACAGAAUCAGAUUCAAUGUAAACAGAAGAAUAUCCAUAGUGGGUUUUGGCUUGUAUGGUUCAAUACACGGACCCACUGACUAUCAGGUCAACAUACAGAUCAUCGAGAGCGACAAACGCAUUACACUCGGGCAGAACGACACAGGCUUCAGCUGUGACGGCACGGCAAACACAUUCAGAGUGAUGUUCAAAGAGCCUGUAGAAAUCCUACCUAAUGUCAGCUACACUGCAUGUGCCACCUUAAAGGGCCCAGACUCCCAUUACGGCACGAAAGGGUUGAAGAAAGUGACCCAGGAAUUGGCAACAGGGACCAAGAUGACGUUUUUCUUUUUUAGCUCACCUGGAAAUAACAAUGGUACAUCAGUGGAGGACGGGCAGAUACCAGAGAUCAUCUACUACACCUAGACUUAACACGGUGUCAUGCAGACGCACUGAACCAGGGAGACCUCAGACUGCUGGGAAGACUGGACUGCUGGAGAUAUAGUGCCUCAUGAUCCCUCGGAAUUAAGAUUUUUGUCACAGUUUUUUUUGCUGAUGCAUUUACAGAAAGUAUAUUUGCAUAUUUUUUAUUGUGCACUGUUAUCAUUUAUUCUGCAGGUGUCUUUAAAGUACUUUGUUUUUGCAUUGUAAUAAGGAUCAAUGUGUGUAAUGUAACUUUGUCAGUGGUACAUGCUGUAAUUUAUGACUUUAUGUUUGCUUAGCACUUCAUUAAAGUAAAAAAACCCAAAAAAAACCAAAAGAAAAGAAAACAAGUUUCAGGACUUAUGGUUUAAAUAAAUGAUAGUUCUUUU
Messenger RNA from Scomber japonicus (chub mackerel), 1952 nucleotides. RefSeq names its product BTB/POZ domain-containing protein 1-like. The coding region runs from base 100 to 1566 and encodes 488 amino acids. Gene Ontology annotation, cellular component: P-body; cytosol. The transcript is spliced from 8 exons. Gene Ontology annotation, molecular function: protein binding. The record is from RefSeq and is a predicted model, not a curated record. Gene Ontology annotation, biological process: neurogenesis. Lineage: Eukaryota; Metazoa; Chordata; Actinopteri; Scombriformes; Scombridae.